GUCCCCUGAUCAUCUUUGUUGCUCUUCUCUGUACUCUUUCUAGAGUCUCAACAUCUUUUUUACAUCGUGGUGACCAAAACUGGAUGCAGUAUUCCAAGUGUGGCCUUACCAAUCAGGACUACCUGCCCCUAGCAGUUAAACUCCAUCCAUCUUUCAAUAAGUCUGAAGCUGAACUGUGUGCCCUCUAGAAGUAAGCAGAAAAGUUAAUUUCUAGAAUUGUUUUUCUGAAUAGGAUUUUUCUCAUCUUUACCCUCAUCAUUUCAUUACAGUAUGCCAUCUCAGAGUAGCUUACAAUAUGAAUAAUAGAAAGGAAAUAGAAAAAAUUUUAAAGAAGAAAACUUUAGAAACAAAUGUAAAGUUCAUCCAUACAAACUUGAUAGAUCCAAACGUUUAAACAGAGUGCUAUAAAAACCCAUAGUACUUUAGCUAUUUGGUUUUGUUUUGGAGAGCAAUUUGUGUUAUAUUCAAUUCAUUUUCCUCCUAAAACUGGUUCCCUUUAGAACCAGAAAGAACUCUAGCUUGUGGUCAAGUUAUCUUCCUUUUUCUAGCCACUUGUUCUCCAAACGCAUUUGUGGGGAGGUAUGGAUGAAGUAAACAAGAAACCAUGAUCAAAGUCAUUUCCUGCUCUUAUCUCUGUCACUCUGGACCAAGAGAUCAAAUGACUUUAGUACCACUUGGAUAGAGGACAUAGGUGAGCAUUAGCCUCACCCUCUUCACCUAGGAAAUUACUGCUUUUGAAUUAAAAGGAAAACUCCUGGCGAAAAAUCUAAGGGGAAAACCUGAUGAAUUUGGCCCCAAAGGUAAGGGCAAAAUACCUUUGGUGAAAUCGACAAGAAUUCUGCCACUUUCUCCUUCUAAACCAAGCAACAGAAAAAAUGUUUCAGAGCCAGUCCGCUACCAAACUCCACAUCGCCAGCAUUCUUACCUCUUCUCACCUGCACCAGCCCCCAGACCGGCAGGGCGUCCUUUACAAGAAAAAUAACCGCACCGCUUCCUACCAGCGCUGCUGGUGUGAGCUCCGAGGAAAUCUUCUUAUCUGCCGGGAACAGCCUGGGGACCGGGCUCCUUGUCAGCUCAUUGUGUUAGAAGGCUGCACGGUGGAGUUGCAGGAAUCCUCCUCUGAGCCUCAUACUUUUAAAAUCUGCUACCCUGAUGACUACCCUGAGCAGACCUAUAAGAUGGCAGCUGAGAAUCAAGAGACCAUGGAAGACUGGGUGCGCGCUCUGAGCACGGCGGGAUUUGAGUACCUCCGAGCGUUGGUUACUGAGUUAGAAGGCCAAUUUUACCGGCUGAAGAGCCAACAGUACUCAAAGGAAGAAGCAAGUUGCAAGGCAACAGACCUUCCUUUGCUGUCUCCAAAACCGGUAGAACAAAGAAGGUUCUAUCACAUGGAUUUCACUUGCCUCCAUCGGGAAUUUGGGAAGGAUGUCAAAAGGGCUAGGAAACAGUGGCAGGAGGGGAAGAGGAAGCUCAUCCCAGAAAGUGAGAGUUUGAUGCCUUUUGAAUAGGGCAGGGAUAGGCAACCUUGGCUCUUUUAUGACUCGUGGACUUCAACUCCCAGAAUUCCUGAGCCAGUGGGAGUUGAAGUCCACAGGUCAUAAAAGAGCCAAGGUUGCCUACCCCUGGACUAGGGCGAUCGGCAAUCCCCAAACAAUUGGCUGCAAUCGAUGAAUUUGGAGGCGCCUAAAGUUUCAGUCGAGUCGAUUAUCGUGAAAAAUAUAGUUCUUGCUUCAAAAUAUUGGUUCUUCUUUAAAUGCUUUUAAUAAAUAUGUCUUUGGAAAAA
Molecule: messenger RNA, 1783 nt
Organism: Crotalus tigris (Tiger rattlesnake)
Lineage: Eukaryota; Metazoa; Chordata; Lepidosauria; Squamata; Viperidae
Product: sesquipedalian-1-like
Exons: 3
Coding region: 876-1508 (210 amino acids)
Biological process (GO): endosome organization; receptor recycling; retrograde transport, endosome to Golgi
Cellular component (GO): early endosome; trans-Golgi network; recycling endosome
Source: RefSeq, a predicted model, not a curated record